AUGAGCAAAUUGGGCAAAUUAAGCCUGCCAAUCCCAGUCACUGCAGCAGCCGCUGCCGCCGCCGCUUACAGCUCUCCCGCAAAAGCAAAGAAAUUGGCACUUGGCUUGGUUGCUAUGAUUACAAUCGCUGUUGUUUGCUUCUGGCCUGAGCCAUCGAAAUACGUUGUUCCACACGGCGUUUGGAGAGUUAGACAGGCACUCCUUAUUCCCGAAGUCGUCCCUUGGGAGCACGAGACCACUCAAAUGACGCCGGUACCUACGUAUGAUGAUCCCCUUCUCAGUCUCGGGGGUAUUCGUAGACCAUACCUCAACAACACUUUUCCCCCUACUCCGAACCACACUAUUCCCAUUUACCCACGCGUUCCAGAGUUGUCCGACUCCGCUCCUAAACCUGAAAAUAUUCUCUUCGCAAUGACCACAACCGCUAAAAGGGCUAGAGAAUACUCCACCCUCUGGCGUCACUUCAUGUCUCCUGGUGCGCGCUGCCUCGUUAUCCUCCCUCCCUCCGAUCAAGAUAGAGUUGAAGAACUACAAGUCUUCUUGGAGAGAGUUAGGAAAUUGCACUGUAUCGUUCAAGUUAGCGAAAUUGAUCAUUAUGAAACUCGUAUGCUCUCUGUUCCCAUGGAGGCAAACAAAAUUGCUAAAAGAGUAGGCGGUAUUCACUGGCUUUGCAUUGGCGACGAUGAUACCUUUUUCACCGAUUUAAGGCUAGUGCAGAGAAUGCUCAGCAAGUACAAUCCUGCUGAUGAUCAUUUCAUUGGUGAUAUCUCUGAGGGUGCCGAUCAAAGACAAAUUUUUGGCAGACAAGCUUUCGGUGGUGCUGGCUUAUUUAUUACCAACCCCGUAAUGCAGAAGAUGGGCAAUAAAUUCCAAGACUGCGUUCGAGAAGCUAACAUAUAUUGGGGUGGCGACGGCAAACUCACGAAAUGUGCAGCUUACGUUUUAGGUAUCCCUUUUGAGGAAGUGCUCACAAUUGAGCCUGGUUUGCAUCAAUUCGAUGUACUUGGAUCGGGUGCCGGUUAUCUACAGUCAGGAUUACCCUUCAUCUCUAUGCACCACUUUAUUAACGGCUGGACACAUCUUAUACCACACCACCUCCCGAAUAGAAUAUCAGACGAUUGGUUCGCUACUAGAUUGCUAAUGAGAGCUGCAGAGUUCCUUGGAGGUGAUAAUCUCUUUAGAAGAAUCAUGUUCGAUGGUGGUAAGACACUGCUCUGCCUUGGACACUCUAUCAUUCAAUAUGAACACGCUCAAUCACCAUCUGACCUCACACAAAUCGAAUACACACUAGGACCAAUUGGUUUCAGAUUCAUUGAGCAACUCCCAGUGAGACCCGAACCCCCAAAGACCAAGGAAUACUUUAUCUCAGAUAUCCGCAUAGAGACACCCGAAAGGGCAAUAUUCUGGUUCGAAGAUAAAGAUGGAGAAAGAUUGCGCCUCGUAUGGGAUGGCGAGAACGGCUCAGUUGAUUUACCAGCGAAACAGCAACCUAAGAGCAAAUGGAUAGGUUGGUGA
Wallemia ichthyophaga EXF-994 is the source of this 1515-nucleotide messenger RNA. RefSeq lists its product as uncharacterized. The transcript has a single exon. The coding region runs from base 1 to 1515 and encodes 504 amino acids. Lineage: Eukaryota; Fungi; Basidiomycota; Wallemiomycetes; Wallemiales; Wallemiaceae. Gene Ontology annotation, molecular function: acetylglucosaminyltransferase activity. The record is from RefSeq and is a predicted model, not a curated record.